This is a messenger RNA of Zeugodacus cucurbitae (melon fly), 1794 nucleotides long. RefSeq lists its product as uncharacterized. Bases 236 to 1357 code for a protein of 373 amino acids. NCBI's taxonomy places the organism in Eukaryota, Metazoa, Arthropoda, Insecta, Diptera, Tephritidae. The record is from RefSeq and is a predicted model, not a curated record. The transcript is spliced from 2 exons.
UUUAAUCUCAUCGAAGUUUCAAUAGUAAUUUCAGUCAAAAAUUGAAAUAAUUAUACAAAAAAUUUCGUUUAGCAUUUCAUUUUUAAACUAGUUUUUUGUUUCCAAAAAAAUAUAUUAGUGCUGUUGCAAAAUUUUUUGUUUUUCAUUUUAGUAGUAUUUGCUAAAUUUUUGUGUAAUCUCCUAAUUUGUGAGAUUUAAUAAACCGCAAAAAAAAUUAAAACAAAAAAGAGUUCCUAUGGAUCAUUUCAAUGUACCGAAGAAAGUGAAUCGACAUGUUUUAAAGGCACUGGGUGUUCUGAGUGGUGGCAAUCGUGAUCAAGUUAUCGUCAUGUCGCAAAUAAUCAACCAAGUCAAACAUCAAAUGCGAAACUUGGUACCAGUUCCUAAUCUUGAUAGGGCUGUGGAAAAGUCAUUAAAAAAUCUUAGCGAGAUUGGUCUGAUUGAUAGACAUGGGAUGUAUCGGUAUGCACUUGGACGAUGCGCUGCCGUCGUACCAGAACCCGGCCCACAGCCGAAUUCAAGAACUCCUGACCGUCGUGUGUUUCGAGGCAAUAAUCCACGGCGAUGUAGUCGCAGCAAUUUAGACCCUAAUAUGAAACGAGCUCGAGGCUGCAGCGACGAAGAUUCUAUUUCCGGCGACGAAUUUGACCGUGCGCGAAAGCGCAUGCGUACCAAUAAUAAACAAGUACGUCACUGCGGUCGUUGGGCAUAUCUUCCGCGCGUACGACAACACAAUCAACGCAGUCGGAAUAACCAGAAAGCCAAUUCAAAUGCGAAAUUCAAUAAAGCCCAUAUUUCUCAAGACUUUUUCUCAUUGGAUCAUCCGCUAACGCAAUUGCAAGAGUUUCAACUCUCUAGAGAUUGUCGAGACCCAUUUGAAGUAAUUAGUAAUGACACGAUGAAUAGCAUACCAAUGGAUUUUAGCCUAGCCAAUGUGACACCUACCCCAUCGCUGGAGAUAUGUGAAAUCAAUGAUGAUGUAAAAAAAAUUGUAGAUGUCCGGAAAAUAGUCGAAACGCCACCAUUACAAGAGCAAAGUGAAGAAAAAAACUUAAAUAUUGAUAAUAAUGUAAUGGAAGAAUAUCAGGAAAGAGAGGAAGGCGUGCAAACUGAACAUUCCUCGUCGACGACAGUACAAGGCUUUCAAAGUGGUAUAUCUAAUCGUGCAGCUACCUUCCAUAAUGGAAAUGCGAUCGCACAAAUGCAAACUGCACGAAAAAACACAGCUAAUCUCAAUCAAAUAACGAAGUCGUUCACAUCUAGACGGUUAUUGAACACAGCAAGUGCGUACGCUGCUACUUCAGAACAUUCUUUCAAAUCUAUAAUGCCGGAUUACACUCGUUCUUACAUAAAGUAAACAUGUCUGCAAUGUAUUUGUAUAUUUAUUAUAUUUAAUAUUAUUCUUGUAUUAUAUAAAUAUUUACGACAAAUUUGUGAGUAUAAGUCUUUAUUUUAAGAAAAUCCUAAUUAAACAAAAUGCAUAAUAACAAGGCAAUAGUACAGUGUUAUCAUUACAAACAGUGAGAAUAAGAUUCAUCACUUAACAAGAUUUUUUUUCUAACUCAAACGUGUUGUGGAGAAUAGAGUACCGUAUAUCUAGAUUAUAUUAUUCCUGCAAAUCCACAAACAUUUUACUCGUCCAUAUUAUCCAUAUUCCUUUGUAACUGUUAUGUUAAAGAAUUAUGUUAAAUUGCAUUCUCAUAUGUUUGUAUUUUGUAUUAUUCCCAUUUGCAGCAUUGUUCUUAUACGUUAUCUCCGGACUGGGUAUAACCGCGGGAGCACAUCGCCUUUGGG